Messenger RNA from Acanthaster planci (crown-of-thorns starfish), 10323 nucleotides. RefSeq lists its product as uncharacterized. Gene Ontology annotation, biological process: fatty acid biosynthetic process; DIM/DIP cell wall layer assembly. The record is from RefSeq and is a predicted model, not a curated record. Gene Ontology annotation, molecular function: fatty acid synthase activity; 3-oxoacyl-[acyl-carrier-protein] synthase activity. Gene Ontology annotation, cellular component: plasma membrane; cytoplasm. NCBI's taxonomy places the organism in Eukaryota, Metazoa, Echinodermata, Asteroidea, Valvatida, Acanthasteridae.
GGAGCGCGCGAAAUGAGCUAGGGCCAGUUCUGGGAAUGCCCCUUUUUGUCUCUGAUUCACGUAUUCCGCAUCAGUGGUCACUUGUAAUAAUUUAAUCCCGUUUUUCAUUAGCGUCUCUUGUCGAAAGAUAUUUCGGGUGCAUAUAUGUAACUUCGGGAGACAUUAGUACACUUCAUAGACGGACUCGGAAAAUCGUCUAUUGAGUUAUGCGAGUAUAUUGAGGAAUUCUCCGAGAGGGUCCUGAUUAGUAAUACAGCGAAAGGAGGAAAUGCCGCGUGGUAGGCCAAGGUGCAAACGAGCAGCUAGACAGCCUAGUUAAAGCAGGACCACAUCCCCGCCAGAGACCUCGCAAAACCCCGGGUGCCACGCCAGAGGGAUCGGCACGUCAGGAAGGACAGAGCCGCGAUGUCCCAGGUGGGAGCCAAGGCGGGAAAAGUGCCAAUGAUGCAUCACGUCAGGAAUCAGCGGUGGCCCAGCCCUCAACGCAGGCGACAACGGCGCUCCCUGCACCUGUCGGGUUAACAACUUAGGCUGCGAUGAGUGCAAAUGUACAGUACAUGUAGUCCAGCAUGCGCCAGUGGUCCUAACCAUCAGACUACAAAUGCAGUGCCGCAUGCAUCGAUGGGGACGACGAGUCAGUAUGGAAUUAUCAGCUAGCAUGCAAAUGCAGUCAAGCGUACACCAAUGCGGAUGCCUUGCCAGCUUGCCAGCGUGCUCCAGCCCGCACCGGAACAAGGAGGAUUGAAUCAGCCCACACAUUCUGCAGCAUUCUUGACCAAGGCGAUGGCGCCACUUUCGGUCGCAGCCAGGAAUGGAGGAGUGCCUGGACUUUAAACUGUAUUUCAGCUUUUAUGCCUCGUGCGGUGUUGUCCUACCCCUGAAACCAGCCAGAGGCAGGCGGCUCAAUCAGUCACGUUGCCGGGCGACUGAGAAGCCAAUUCUGCCUCAGAUGGUUGAAACAUGAACGCAGGACGCUCGCGGGAAAACCGACAGGUUGCCGUUGUCGGCAUACGCUGUCGCUAUGGCAACGGUGUGGACAAUGUCAAGAAGUUCUUGGGCAUGGGCUGGACUGCACCACGCCCAUACCGCCAGAUCCUUUCGAUGCCAGCUACUUCCUGAGUCCUGGAGAGAAGAUGGCCGGCAAGACGUGCAUCCAAAAUGGUGGUUGCAUCUCUCAAGAUCCAUUCGUGUUCAACAGGCAAUUCUUUCACAUGCCUCCUGGAUAUUGACAUGGACGAAGAAACCUCCAAAAAUCAAAAAAUUGCCAUAGUGGGCAUAGGCUGUCGCUUCGGCAAUGGGGUCAACAGUGUCAAAACGCUCUGGGAGGUUUUAGUGAAGGGACUAGAUUGCACCACGCCCAUACCACCCGACCGUUUCGAUGCAAGCUACUUCUUGAGUCCUGGAGAGAAGACAGCCGGCAAGAUUUACAUCCAAAAUGGCGGGUACAUUUCUCAAGACCCAUACAUGUUCGACAGACAGUUCUUCCACAUGCCACCUGACGAGGCAGCCCACCUUGAUCCGCAAGUUAGACUUCUUCUUGAAGUCACGUGGGAGGCCCUCGAGAAUGCCGGGAUACCACCCUCUUCUCUACGAGGUUCUAAAACAGGUGUCUACAUGGGCGUGACAGCACAAGAGUACUUGUCCUUCGCAUGGAAACCAUUUCACAAUAUGAACCAGUAUUCCAACUCGGGCAACAACUCGUGCAUGGUAUCCAAUCGUAUCUCCUACGAGUUUGAUCUCCGUGGGCCGAGUUUCUCAGUGGAUACAGCUUGUUCAUCUUCCCUCUACUCGAUCUAUUUGGCAUGUGAGGCGCUGAAACAGAAAUCCUGCUCAAUGGCUCUUGCUGGUGGGGUCAACUUGAUUCUUACACCAACCACCACUAUUGGGUUUUGUCAGGCUGGCAUGCUUUCUCUCGACGGCAAAUGCAAAAGCUUUGACCAGGCAGCCGAUGGUUAUUCCCGGAGCGAGGGUGCUGGGGUUUUGGUUCUGAAACCUCUCGAUGAUGCUCUGCAUAAUGGCGAUCGUAUCUACGGAGUUAUACGCGGAGGGGCACUUAGUAAUGAUGGCCGUACUUUGGGCAUUGCAAACCCCAGUUUUGAUGCACAAGUUGACUUGGUGAAAAGCGCAUGUCGGAACGCCGGGGUAGAUCCCCUCCAGAUUGUCUACGCCGAGGCUCAUGGUACAGGAACAAGAGUAGGCGACACAACAGAGGCCGGAGCCUUGGGUGAGGUUUUGGGGCGAAGGAGAGGGCCCAAACAUCCUCCGCUCUACAUUGGGUCCGUCAAAUCAAAUGUGGGCCACUCUGAAGGCGCGGCAGGUGUGGCUGGCAUUAUCAAGACGGCCUUGUGCCUGUACAAUCGAAAGAUUCCACCCGUCGUGCAUUUUAAAACACCAAACGAGAAUGUCGACUUCAAACUGCUAAAGAUGAAUGUUCCUACCGAACUGAUUUCUUGGCCACACAGAGGAGAUCGUUUCCUUUCUUGCUGCAGCUCAUUUGGCUUCGGUGGAGCGAAUGCUAACCUUAUUCUUGAGGGACAUCUAAGUCCUUCUGGGAUUGAGCUUCCUCAAAUGAAGGGUAAAACUCUGAGUUGCCUCCUCCUGUCUGCAGCCAGCUCCAAUGCACUUCGUCAAAAAUUCAAGGACUGGGUCGACUUUCUGACGGAAGACCCGUCGAUGAACGACAACACUUUCUUCUCUUGUCUGUAUACGGCUGCCUGCCGUUCUCAGCACCUCGUGCACCGAGCAGGAUUUGCUGUCUACUCCAAGGAAGAUGCUAUCCACCAACUUCGAAUGAAACUUGAUAACGAAUCUUACCACAAGACGUCGACUCGACAUGUCGAAGGCGUAGCGACGUCAGUCUCUGGGGCCAAACAGCAAAUUGUGUUUGUGUUCUCUGGUAUGGGGACACAGUGGUGGGGAAUGGGUCGAGAGUUGAUGGAAACACAACCUAUUUUUGCUGCAAGGGUGAAGGUUAUUGACGAGCAGCUGAAGAGGUGUGGGGCUAAAUGGUCUUUAGUCAGCAUGCUGUCUGAUGAAAAAGACCGUGAGAGAAUACAUAAAACAGAAAUCAGUCAGCCCUGCCUGUUUGCACUUGCAAUAGGUCUUCUGGAUCUUUGGAAGUUUCGAGGUCUGGUUCCGGAUGCAGUGGUUGGGCACAGUGCAGGUGAGGUUGCAGCAGCAUAUGCAGCAGGUCUCCUCAGCCUGGAGCACGCAGUGAAGCUCGUCUACCGAAGAGGGAUUGAACUAGGAAAGACAAGUGGCUCUGGGAAGAUGGUGGCCGUCUUAUGCCACACUGAAGAAGCUCUCCGGUACGCCAGGGAAAGCAAGCAUGGACAAAUGCUUGAUGUCGCAGCCAUCAACAGCCCAGGUCAAAUAGUCUUCUCUGGUGCGAAUACCGCUGUUGAGGGGCUAGCUAAAGAAUUCAAAAUAAAUAAUAUUAAAUGUGUCGUGCUCAAGGUAGACAAUGCUUUCCACAGCAAAGAGCAAGAAGUCAUAAGAAGCCCUUUCCUCAAAGAGGCGAGUAAGUUCCUUAAAGUGCAAAAUGCAGAAGAAAGAGUACGCACGAUUCCAAUGAUGUCCACCGUAACAGGGCGUUAUUUGACUACCGAGGAGGCUAACACGCCAGAGUAUUGGUUUCAGAAUGCUAGACAGCGGGUUCUCUUCAUGAACUCAAUUCAGAAACUCGCAAAAGAUGGUUACAGGGUCUUUGUCGAGGUUGGUACUCACUCGUCGCUCUUACCUGCUCUUCAGGACACUUUGGCUACGAUCCAGUUUACAGAUGAUAAGUUUAUCACAUCAGCAUCUCUACUUAGACCUCGAGACACAAUAACGAUUGCAAAAGACUCCGAGAAUCUUAUGGUAUCGCAGUUGAGGCUCUAUACAAGCGGUAUACCUGUGAUCUUUGACGGCCUAUUCAACUCCACCUAUCGGCAAGUCAUGUCGGUCCCACAUUACCCGUGGCAACGAGAAAAAUGUACCAAUAUCUGUCCCGAGGGAAAGACAGACCUUCUCUUUCCUGUUGGUGAGGGUCAACACGUACUUCUUGGGGAGCCCAUUGAAACAUUCCAUCUGCAAGAAAGUCCGGUGAGGAUAUGGCGAGCUAAAAUGGAUGCGUCUCGGGUACCGUGGGUAAAAGAUCACGUCUUGCAAGGCUCCGUGAUUGUGCCUGCUACUGCUUACACUGAGACCGCUCUUGCAGCAGCUCGAUCAAUGAACGGUUAUCGCUACCCGAUAGUUCUCAGUGGGUUGAUGUUCGAUCGAUUCAUGUUUGCCCCAAAUGCAGAAGGCUGCCUUGAGACAACAGUGGAGGAGAAGACAGCAGAGCAAUUUCUCGUCACGCUUAGGAGCCAUGACGUGUCCAAAGGAACAUGGACACAGCAUUGUCACGUAAGAAUCAUUCCUCCAUCUGCCGCAGAUCCUGGUGUGAUGACGACACUGGGUGAAAUAAUGGACGUAGACAGUAUCAGCAAAAGAUGUGAAGUGUCUAUACCGGGUGAGGUGUUUUACAAUAAUGCAGAUGAUUCUGGCUUCGAUUUGGGAUCUACGUUUAGAGGAGUUCAGAAGAUGUUAACGUCACAGGAUUCACGUGAAAGUUUAGUAUAUGCUGAGGCUCCUCUCAGUGUUCGGAGAGAAUUUCAUCGUUACGUGUAUCAUCCAGCUUUCAUGGACAGCUUCUUGCAGGCAUUUGCUGUACUCAUUUUGUUAGCCGAACAAGGAGGUCAUGAAAAUUUAGACAAGAGAUCUCAACCAGUACAGAGAGUUCCAAGACAAAUACAGACGCUCACAUUUACCGGUCCGAGCUCUCCGCACGUUUGUAUCCAUGUAAGGAUUAGCGGAGGGGACCAUCCCAACUGCGACAUUGACGUGGCAGACGCAAACACAAAAUCAAUAUUCUGCUCGGUUCGAGGACUUGUGUUUGAAACCAUUCAAAAUGACAACAUGGAACAUCAGAUUUGGAGUGUGGUGUGGGAAAAUGUUGGUUCUGUGGAUAUCAAAAACGGACCAGUUCAGUCCCAAACCGCAUCAAAGAAAGUGAUUGUCUUUCCGGACAAUACAGAUGUGAGUACUUCCUUAAUCGAUACUCUUGUAAAACAAGAGGUCUUGGACGUAACCGUCAUUGAUGUGGAAAAGGCCGAUGCCGUGCAAAAAGCAGUUACCAUGGUUGCUGCCAAUCAGGAUACAGAGACGCUCCUGGUCAUGAUGAAAACAGAGGUAUCUGACGUCCACUUGAAUUCUGGAUCGGUCAUGUCAAGGAGAGAGUUUGAAGGCUACCAAAAAGAUACAUUAUUUUGCUACUCCGUCUGCAAGGCUUUGCAAAGGGAGAGUUUAAAGGCCCAGUUUUUGCUUUUCACAAAGGGCGCGCAUCAUGCAAUAGACGGUGAUUACGUGAAUCCAUUUUCAGCGAUCCUGAAUACGGUUGGCGUAAUUGUCAGUCAUGAAGAGCCACUGCUUACAAUGUUUUCUGUUGACCUACCGAUUACAGAGAGCAGCAUGGAGAGUAGUCAGAUCGCUUGUGAAAUUAUUUACAAGAAAGAUUGCCACCUUUAUGAAGAGGAUGUAAUUGCUGCCAGAAAAUCACGUUCCACGAAGCGAAACCAUAACAGUAAGACUUGGGAUCUCUUAUCUCCGCGCGUGAGAAUGGAAAAUCUUUCCAAUGCCCCGGCAAUUGUACCAGCCAGGCUGUGGUCAGUGGGAGAGAAAAAGAUGUCUGAUCGUGUCCGAGUCUUCGUUCGUAAAAUUCAUCCUAAAGAUUUGGAACUUAACACUGACCAACGGUUUUUCCGGGUGAAGGUUGAAGCUUUUGGUCUUUGCAACAACCAGCAGUUCGAAGUAGACGGCCGUUCAGGAACAAACACAUUCAUCUAUGCCGGUAGCCUAGACGGAUACAGUUCCAAAAAGCAAACCAAAACAUACUUAGGCCUCAGUUGCACUGACGUCCAGACAUAUAUGAAGUCUCUCUCACAGGACUUAAUAGAAGUGCCUUCGUAUCUCACUCCAAGAAAAGCAGUCAGUAUCGUCAUUGAUUACUUACCACCAGCUGUCUUUUUCGAGCAGGCUGUACCAGUAUCUCCAGGUAUGCGUGUGGGUUUCAAGUGUGACUCUCUCGACAGUUAUGACCUUGCAACGAUUCACCUGUCAACUAAAAUGGGAGCUGAGACAGUCGUCUUAAAAGAUGCUCAUAACGAUCUUUUUGCACUUUACAAUGAGAUAUCUGUCAAAUCCCUCAAUGAGUUGGAAGAAGCAUCCAUUGACGUAAUGUUUCUGUCUCUGAAGUCAUCCUCGUUGGAUCGCACACUGCAUUCAUUGCAGCCAAAGUUGAGAGGAAACGCCACCGUCGUGAUUAUUCAAAGACAAAAACACGAAAAAAGGCUGCCAAUGCUUCCGUCAAAGAUGAAGAUUGUGACGUUCGACACAUAUCUCCCAUCAGCACUUGAUGGAUUAUCCAGCUCCAAGAUUUCGGCUAUUUUGUCUUAUCUAUGGGAGAUGUUUAACCCCAAGCUGGAGAGCGGUCAUUUAACUUGUAUUACAGGUAAUCAUAUCCGACUGUCUUCCCUGGCUGCACGCAAUGCUGACAUUCCAAAAAAUGAGGUUAUCGAGGUUGACUCAGCAGAAUUGCUGUUACCCCCUUCUGUGGAAAACGACGGUUUUGUGGCUGACAGAGGAUCGGCCUACUUCGUUACAGGCGGAACCAAAGGUUUUGGUCUCAAACUGACAGAGUGGUUGAUAUCAAGAGGUGCUCGAUAUAUAUAUGCAGGUUCCAGAGGGGAAAUGAAUGAGGAAUUGAAAGAGGUCAUCGAAAAGGGAAAGGAAGUCGGUGCUCAAGUCCGGCACAUCCGGUUGGAUGUUUCCAGUGCAAGUGAUGUCGAAAUAGCGCUGCGAAAAAUGAUGGUUGGGCAGUGGCCCGCUCUGAGAGGCAUAUUCCAUUGCGCUGCCGUCUUUGAGGACGGGUUUCUCCAAAAUAUCACUGCGGAAUCUUGGAACAGAGUCAUGGCUGCGAAGGCACAUGGAGCACUUCUGCUACACCAGCUGACUUUAAAGCUUGGCAUCAAGCUUGAUCAUUUCAUCAUGACAUCCUCCAUUCUGUCCCUGAUUGGCAAUGCAGGACAAGGGAGCUACUGUGCUGCCAAUGUCUUCCUUAAUGCACUGGCCUAUUAUCGUCAUAAUCAUAAUCUACCAGCGACGGCAGUGCAGAUAGGUGUUAUUAAUGACGUGGGGUUUAUAGUUCGUCGCGGUCUCGUUCAAGCGUGGGAAAAGACGGGCGCAGGAAGUAUGAGUCCCAAGGAGGUUCUUGGGGUUAUCGGCUCCGCACUGUCGGUUCGCCAAACACAGCUUGGCAUUUCAGCUCACCUUAAUCGGAAGCUUUGGGCAGAGAGACACCGUGGCCUCAUUAUAAAACACUUCAAAGAAAAACAUGGAACCUUGUCUUUCAUGAAAGAAUUGUUUCAUGACAGAGAUGUCUACCUGGCCGCCAUAAAUGAUACAUUUCUGCAGUCAAUAGUAAAACUUCCACUAACCAAGGCCAGAGAUUUGGUCAUCAAAACUUUGGCCCAGCUUUUCAGUCAGCACCUUGGGCUGUCCAAUGAACCCCCGCAUGAUGCAUCACCGAUCUCUCUGGGUCUGGAUUCUCUCAUGGCGUCAGAAGUCAGCCAACAGAUAAGCCAGAAGUUUCAGGUCAUCGUUGGAGCGGUCGAUCUGCUCAAUGACAAGAACACGAUCCAGGAGAUUUCAAAAAACAUAACAAGGCAACUAUUUGCAAAGACAGCUUCAUCCAGCCCAAAUGGGUUGGAGGGUGAACGAUCAGCUGUUUUAAAACAGAAAACAGUUGUCGUUGAAGGUGAGGUGCCAAAACCGUUGGCAGUGAAGCUUGUCUGUUUCCCUACCAUUGGCGGGGGACCUUCACUGUUUACCCACUGGACACAGCCGAUGCUUCCGUUUGGUAUCCAGGUUUUGAUGAUUCAGCUGCCGGGCUGGGAAGGGCGUGAAGACGAACAGCCACUCACAAACAUGAAAGAUAUUGCACGCCUUGUUUACCACGAGCUCGCACCACAUAUAUCAAAAGGUCCAUUCGUAUUUUUCGGUCAUAGCAUGGGAAGUCUGGUCGCGUUCGAAGUUGCUCACCUCCUCUAUGACGAGGACAAUAUCUGUCCCCAUCAUUUGUUUGUCAGCAGUUGGUACGCUCCAACUUUGGCCUAUCCUUACACUGAGGAGCUCGAUAUCACGCCCUCGACCUUUGACAGACUGAAGGAGAUCCUGGAGGAUAGCCCAAAGCUCUUCGCAAGCUUAGCAAAGCAAGCGCAAGUGAAGUUCAGUUUCAUAGAUGACAAGACCUUCUUUAAUACUGCAUUUAUGAAACGCCUGUUGCCCUGCCUGCAGGCCUCGACCGAAAUAAUAAGAGACUACAAAUGCAAACAUGAGAACCCGUUACCAUGUGACCUUACGGUUUUUGGAGGUAAACAGGACGCCUUUGCAAAGCCAGAUCUCCUGAAUGGCUGGGAGCAGGAGAGAUCCAGGAAGCAUUCUUUUAAUAAGAUAAUCUUUCCCGGAAAGCACAUGUACAUUCUGACCAGCACGGCACAGGUUUUGGAAGCAAUUUGUCUCACGUGGAAGAAAGAUGAAAAUAAUUCUUAUUAGGUCUAAAGAUACAGGUUCGUGUAAAGGGUGGAUUGUUUCAAUUGUGUCUCAAUACAGUGAUUCUUGCCGUGUUCUGCUUUCCCAGCCGAUGAAUGGGUUCUCAUUAUUUUACAAUGCCAAUAAGUCAUUCCAAAAAUACAUGAAAGGAUUAUGAGCCGCUUGGAGCAAAACACUGUGCUGAAAAGCCUAUAUACUUUCGAUAAUGAAAAGGCUGCUAGAUAGAAAAAAAGAAAAGCGUCUUCGUUUCUAAUGAAAAAUAAAGAUUUAGUCCUAAUAACACAAAUACCUAUAUAUAAUAACAAUGAAAUGGAAAGGAGAAGUAAUACGGAAGGCCAAUUUUUAAAAAUUGGACAAGAAAGUCGUGAGCGCAAGUAAUAGGGUUUAGCAUUUUCGACCCCCGGUUUGUUUUGUCUAAAUCUUUUAUCCAGAUACACAUGUAGGCUCACACUGAAAAUUAAUAACCUCUGGUAUUGUUAAAGGGACGUUUGUAAAUGUUAAAUCGUAAUUAGAUCGGUUUUAAUGUUUUUGGUAACAUUUUUACGAGGUAUGCAGGUGGUAAUUCUUGGAUGAGUUUACUUUUCACACUUUUAGAAAUAGGUUUAGCUUAUUGUGUCUACGGUACAUUUCUGAAUUUCUGAAAGCAUAAUAUAUAUAUAUAUAUACAACCUUUAAACAAAAAGUGAGGAUUUCUGUUUGGAGUGUUUUGGGAGGUUACUUGAGUGAAGGAUUUUCAUCAAUUUUCUAAGAGCUACCAAAUAGCAGAUAUAAAUAUAAGAGUUACUUUUUUUUACAGCAGCACGAAUUGAAUUGGUGACAAUUACACAGUAAAUCUUGAAAUACUAGCGGACCUUUAGAGGAGUCUGGAGCUUUUUACAGUCAAAGGUUUUUGCCCUUUCUUUUAAUUUUUACAUCACAAUCACAUCAUAUCUUUUCUGGUGAUGUCAUAAGUACUUUUGAGUAAAUUGAUGACUUUUGGGGUUAUAUAGGAGUCCUUUUUAUAUCAACAAAUCAAUUGAUAUUGUCCCAAGGUUAUUCAAACCACGUUUGAAUUCACUUUAUAUUAUUUUGAAUGGAUAAGGGUUUGGAUCAGGUGUCACUGCUAAAGAUAUCAUUUUAAGAUUUUAGUUGCUUUUAAACCUGUUGCAUUUUGUUUUGAUAAGUUGAAAAAGGUUUACAUACUAUUUAUUGGCCUCUGACACAUGCACAAAUGAAUUGGGAAUAGUUUUUCCACCCGCAACUUCGUCGACACGUAAUUUAUUAAUAAUUUCAAUUAUUAUUCUCAAUAAUUCGUGUUCAGAAUCUUCAAGUGAUUUACAGAUUAUUUAAUAUGUACAAUAUUCACAGAUAUUGUUUGAUUAUGUAUAAAAUCAUUUAAAAUUAUUUUACCCAACGGCCGAUGUUAAUUUACAAUGAAUUGAGUUAAUUUUCACCGGCUGAUAUCAAAAAUCGAAUUGGUUGAUCUGUUAUAGUCUUUAUAUUCAAAUCGGAUCGAGUCACUAAUCUAGCUAUCUAAUCAUGCAAACCAAAUUCAACCAGAAGAGUUACUCUUACCCUAAGAAACUUAAAAAACAAUAAUAAUGGUCUCUUAAUCAAACGUAUCAGAAAGUAAAGAAUGUAAUCCUAAUCUAUUAGAAAUUAAAGAAUGAACUCUAUAGUAAUUAUAAUAGAUGCCCAAUAAAUAAUCCUAAUCUU